UAACUAGCAGGGUUUUGUUGUGAAUUGAUCUGAUUUCUUUUAGACAAAGAAUUAAUGAUUUUUAAUUAGUUGUGAUUUUUGAUUAAGGAAUCUUGAUUGGAUUGACCAUGAAGGUUUUUGAUUAUUCUGGGAUUUUUUCCAGGUGAAUUUUGUUGUAAAGAUUUUAUUUUUGUAGUUUUGCAGGUUUUAGUUGACAUCAGGACUGUUGAUUCACUCUUUGGUCGUGAGAAUUCAACCCAUAAUGGCACAGCGUGACUGGGAUGCUGACAAAAUGCUUGAUGCCUACAUAUAUGAUUAUCUUAUGGCAAAAAAGCUACAUGCAUCCGCGAAAGCUUUUAAGGCUGAGAGGGCGGUUCCAAAUGACCCCGUAGCUAUCGGUGCGCCUGGAGGAUUUCUCUUCGAGUGGUGGUCUCUUUUCUGGGACAGCUACACUGCAAAGUCAAAUGAAGCUGCUGCUUUGCAGGUUGAGACGCAACAAAGUAGAGCAAGAGAGAACCAACAGCAGUUGCAACUUAUCCAGCAACAGAAUGCUCAAUUACAGCGAUGGGAUCCUAGUCAUUCUUCCCAUGGUGUCCCGGUAAAUGCUAUGAACUCUGAAGGAAUAAUGGGACAGCCUUCAGCCAAUUUCCUGGACAUGAAAAUGUACAAAGAUUGGAUAAACCAGGGCCAGUUGCUUGAAGGAAAUUCUGGGAACAUGUCUAGGUCUUCACAGCAAUUGCGUGCUCAAAUGACCAAUGUAAGUGACAUAAAGACUGAAGGGAACUCGGGCAACCAGAAAUCUUUGCCUUCACAUGCAUCAACAAUCCAUCGGCAAGCAAUCUCGCAGUCACAGCCUGGAUUGGGCAGUGCAGGAUUAAAUCAAGGGGUCAGUGGUCUUCCACAGAAGGGUUGGGCUCUGGGAAUUGAUCAACUAAAGCCGAAUUCAGGUCUACAAGUACAUCAGCCGGAUCUACUGGAUCAGAAUCGCUUUCCCCUGUCCUCAUCAAUCCAGCAAGCAUUAGAACAAGCUCAGGCACAAGGAUGUAUUGGAAGCUCACCUAAUUACGGGUUUGGUGGAUUACCACGGGGUGGAUUGAAAGUAAAAGAUGCUGAGCUGGAAAAAAAUAAAGGAUCGAUGUGUUCACAAAAGAUGAAAAUGACCCAAAUGCCACAAUCAUCCUCUCAACAUGAGCAACUGCAACAGAACAAUAACAGAGAAAGAAAACAGCAGUCGUCUUCUGGACCAACUAAUAGUAAGGGUAAGGGAAACACAAUGGAUCCUUCACCAAAAUCCCCGGUAUCGACUCAUACCCCUGGCGAUGAGAAAAAUACUGCCAGUAGUCUGCAGCAUGUAAGCAGUGGACAAAAAGGGUUGAUGAUGUAUGGUUCGGAAACAGAAGGUCUUGCAUCACCUGAAAAUCAGUUGGAUGACAUAGAACAUAUUGGAGAUGAGGGAGAUGUCGACUCCUUUUUGUCUAAUGAUGGUGAAGAUGGACGGACUUUAUACGACAACAUCAAACAAAAUCUUACUGGACAUAAAACGGAGUCUUCAAAAGGAUUCUUCCUUGAAGAAGUUGGUUGUAUACGGACCAGAGAUAAAGUCACAUGCUGCCAUUUCUCUUCAGAUGGCAAGCUGUUAGCUAGUGCCGGACAUGAAAAGAAGGCUGUUCUUUGGAACAUGAAUAACUUGCAAACCGAAAGCACUCCUGAAGAACACCAGGACGUGAUUACAGAUGUGCGUUUCAGGCCUAAUUCAUCUCAAUUGGUGACAGCUUCACUUGACAAGUCUGUGAAAUUGUGGGAUGCAGCUAAUCCAAGCUACUGCCUGCAUGCUUAUACUGGGCACCCCUCUCAUGUUAUGUCCCUAGACUUUCAUCCAAAGAAGAAUGACAUGUUCUGUUUUUGUGAUAGUAACAAUGAAAUUCGUUAUUGGAACAUCAAUCCAUUUUCAUGUACUCGAGUUUCAAAGCAAGGAGGUAGUUCACAAGUGAGAUUUGAACCGGCAAAUGGACGCUUAUUAGCAGCAGCAUCAGAUGAAGGACAUAGCGGUGUGGUUAACUCCCUAUGCUGGGAUCUAAAUGGUGAUUAUUUGGCUUCCGUUUGUAAGGAGUCUGUGAAAGUCUGGUCGCUGACCUCUGGCAAAUGCGUUCAUGAACUUAGCUCAAAGAGUAACCAGUUUCAUUCCUGUGCUUUCCAUCCAAGCUAUUCAGCUCUUUUGAUGAUUGGUGGAGAGAAGGGUUUAGAGUUGUGGAAUAUUGCUGAGAAUAAAAUCAUGACAGUUCGAGCACAUGAAAAUAUGAUUGCUGCUUUAGCACAGUCCCCUGUAACGGGAAUGAUUGCUUCUGGAAGUCACGACAGUUCUGUCAAGUUAUGGAAAUAA
Daucus carota subsp. sativus is the source of this 2359-nucleotide messenger RNA. RefSeq names its product transcriptional corepressor LEUNIG_HOMOLOG-like. The record is from RefSeq and is a predicted model, not a curated record. Gene Ontology annotation, molecular function: protein binding; transcription corepressor activity. Bases 242 to 2359 code for a protein of 705 amino acids. NCBI's taxonomy places the organism in Eukaryota, Viridiplantae, Streptophyta, Magnoliopsida, Apiales, Apiaceae. The transcript is spliced from 17 exons.